Messenger RNA from Amphiprion ocellaris (clown anemonefish), 5682 nucleotides. RefSeq names its product nuclear factor of activated T cells 2a (gene nfatc2a). The record is from RefSeq and is a predicted model, not a curated record. The transcript has 10 exons. Gene Ontology annotation, cellular component: transcription regulator complex. Gene Ontology annotation, molecular function: RNA polymerase II cis-regulatory region sequence-specific DNA binding; transcription factor binding; DNA-binding transcription factor activity, RNA polymerase II-specific. The coding region runs from base 353 to 3067 and encodes 904 amino acids. NCBI's taxonomy places the organism in Eukaryota, Metazoa, Chordata, Actinopteri, Pomacentridae. Gene Ontology annotation, biological process: regulation of transcription by RNA polymerase II; cytokine production; calcineurin-NFAT signaling cascade.
GCAGCACCAGGCUGCACAGCGCUCCUCUGUUGCGACUGCAGGGGGGCAGUUCAUUCACCUCCAACCUGCACUUUUGCUCUUUGUUGUCCGACGCAUCAUCGAAGGCGUGAUCACACUCUGCCAUGAGCUCCAAACUUCUGCAUUCAGCGUGUAAAUAGACCCGCCUCCGUCUGAAAAUAACCGCGGCGAACUGAAACAGGAAACUUGUGCGCUUCACCUCCCGCAGCUCACCGAUGCGCGAUCUGACACUCGGAACAGGUUUCCCCAAAUCCACCUCAGCGCCGCAGCUCCUCAGCCACGUAUCCGUCGCUUCGUCCGAACCCGCGGGACUCCUCGGGAGACAUUUAGACAGAUGACCUCCUUCUACGACGACAAAGAUUUGGAGGAAGAGCUCAGUCGAGUCACCUGUCCUGAUGAGGACUUGGAGUUUGAGAUCUUGUUCGAGUAUGAACCGCCUUGCAGCGACUUUGCGGGGGGAGAUCAAGAUGACCCCAACCUUGCACCUCAUAAAGUCCUCAGUCCUGAGUCUGAGCAGGCUUUCCCUCUGGAGGAGGCCUCCCCAUACGGCAUCAAGUCCUGCAGUCCGCCCUACAGUGAGCACAACACUGAGGUUCUGUCAGGAUAUGAGCACCAGGAGGCCAGGAGCUACCUGGACGGCACCCGGCCUGCAGGCCUGGCCCUGAGCCCCCGGAUCGAGAUCACUCCCUCACGUGAGCACUACAGUCAAUGCCGGGACUCCCUGCAGAACCACCACCUGAACAUCAGCCCCAGACCCACCCUCACUGUGCCAGGCCAUGAAAACCUCGCCUAUCGUGAGCCCCAGUGCCUGAGCCCAGCCAGCAGCAACUCCUCCACCAGCUGGCACUCGGAGAACUACUCCCCCUGGGCAUCUCCCUGCGUGUCCCCCAGCAACGGCCAGAACCCCGGAGACCUGUGCCCCCGGUUACAGAGCAUCCACACUGGCUCCCCACGCACCUCCCCGGGCACCUCUCCUCGCACCAGCCUAGCUGAGGACGGCUGCCUGGGACACCGCUCGCCCUCCCCCCGGCCGGGCUCACGCUCCACCUCCCCGCAGGGAAAACGCACCUACGAAAUGUACAGGAAUCCCGGGUUAGUCCCCGGGCACCGCUCCCGCAGUCCCUCCCCCCACGGCGGCCACGAAGACCACAACAUCGGUGCCCACUAUACACACAGCAGCCUCGCCGAUGGCAUGAAUGGUUUUGGUGCUGGUCAGCCUGGCCUGGUUCCCACUAAAAUAGUCAAGACAUCCAACCAGGUUUACACUCUGUACCCAGAGAACCACGGCGAUGGGAACUACCUGGUGUCCUGCGAUCAGGACAUUAAAACCAAACCUGCUGCAGAGCCUUUCUUUGUUGUCCCCCCAAUCUGGACCAAGCCACUGGUUUCCAGCAUCUGCAGCAUCCCUGUGGCUUCUCUGCCCCCGCUGGAGUGGCCGAUCCCCAGACGCACAGACCAGUAUGAGCUCCACAUUGAGGUGCAGCCUAAACCACAUCACAGAGCUCACUAUGAAACAGAGGGGAGCAGGGGUGCAGUGAAAGCCCCCACAGGAGGACAUCCUGUUGUGCAGUUACAUGGUUACAGAGGCAAGGAGCCACUUGGCCUACAGAUUUUCAUCGGUACAGCAGACGAGCGCAUCCUCAAGCCUCAUGCCUUUUAUCAAGUUCACCGCAUCACUGGCAAGACGGUUACGACCACCAGCUUUGAGAAGAUUAUCAACGGCACCAAAGUCCUGGAGAUCCCGCUGGAGCCAAAGAACAACAUGAAAGCAAUAAUUGACUGUGCUGGGAUCCUGAAGCUGAGGAACGCCGACAUCGAGCUGAGGAAGGGCGAGACGGACGUCGGUCGGAAAAACACCCGAGUUCGUCUUGUGUUCCGGGUGCACAUACCUCAGCCUGGUGGACAGCACGUCUCCCUGCAAGUGGCCUCGCAUCCCAUCGAGUGCUCUCAGCGUUCAGCACAUGAACUUCCAAUGGUGGAGAAGCAGGACAUGGACAGCUGCUCAGUUCUGGGCGGCCAGCAGAUGAUCCUGACUGGGCAGAACUUCAGCUCCGACUCCAAAGUCAUUUUCAUGGAGAAAACCCAGGAUGGGCAGCAAAUCUGGGAAAUGGAAGCAACAGUGGACAAAGACAAGAGCCAGCCGAGUAUGCUGUUUGUGGAGGUGCCGUCCUACCGAGAUACGUCUGUCUGCCAUUCUGUCAAAGUGAACUUCUACGUCAUCAACGGGAAGAGAAAGCGCAGCCAGCCUCAGCAUUUCACCUACACACCACUGGCAUCUCCAUCCAUAAAGACAGAGCCUAUAGAUGAGUAUGAACCAGACCACAUGGGCUUCGUCAUGCCUCAGAUCUUGGGCUUAUCCCCUCAUUCCUACUACCAUAACCCACGGGGCGUCCUGCACCCAGACAACGGCCUGGUCUCCGGCCUGGCUUCCUGCCAGCGUCUCAGCUCCAGCCUUCCAAACCAAGACACGCGUUUACAGCAGCAGAGCCCGGCCAUCGUCUACUCCCGUGGGGGCAAGAAUCUGAGCGGCAGCCCCGGCGUUUGGCAGAGCGGGGGCAUGAUGCCUGACCCCCACCGGUCGGUGCUGGUCCACACGGGCUCCCCGGCUCAGUCUGUAGGUCCCAUCAGUGCAGGCCAGCACCCAUCCAUCAUCCAGUUCUCUCCCACCAACCACCACCACCUUCUUCGGGGAGGAGAGCCUCAGCCCCUCACUGCUCCCCAGCCUGACAACCAGCAGGUCAUCUACUGCGACGGCUACUCCCCACAGGCGGCCGCCGCCACCCACUCACCCACACCCCCCCAGGCUCAGGCGGCAGUGACCCACCCGCAGCAAUAUCCCACCGUGAUCCAGCAGCAGCCGUACGUUCAGAAGGGGCAGCAGAAGGGCCGGGCCCCGACUGGGACUGGCCAGAUGGAGGCUCCAGGAGACGGACAGAGGCGGGUGACGGUCAAGGAGGAGAACUUGGACCAGUUCUACCUAGAUGAUGGUGAGUUGAAUGAAAUCAUAAGAAAGGAUCUGACGGGCGUUCAGGCCAGAGGGCAGACAUAGAGGAGGGACCUGGACCAGGAAAUGACAACAUAUCCCCCCCUCCGAUUCACACAGACAGACACGCAAACACACACAGACUUCAGCCUUCCAAUGAGGUGACGCACUUCCACCAACAAUCAGACCUUCUCUUCCUCAUUUUCUUUACCCACAGAGAUAAAGAUUUCAACCCCUGACUACCGUGUUUGCUUUGGAUGGUUUUCUGCAAUGAACGUUCGGCAAACAGAAGAAUUCAUUGAAACAUAACAACUGCCAUCAACAAACUAACAGGUUUCCAAGGCUGCCGCUCAGAAACAGACUCUUACAAACAAAGAGAGAUAAAAUGGCAUAGACUGUAUAUGAAAGAUGGACAUAGUGACUGUCUCUGAAAAGUGAAGCAAACUAAGAAGUGCCUUAAAGUGCACCCCCUUGGUGCCGAUGCCAAAAAGCUCUGGCUCCCAUCGACGCCCAUUUAGAAAUCAUCAUGAAAAGCUCAGUUAGUAAAUUUUCUCCACAAGCCUCCUGAUUUUUUUUUUUUUUGUUAAAUUUCCUCUUUCUGAUCAGUGUUUGGCAGUCCAUGUGAAAAUAAUUGCAUAUAUUAAAUAGAAAUAAGACCUGAAAAUGAGAUUUUCAGAGGAGUGUUUGGAUCGAUUGACAUGUCCGUUCAGGAGUGAUCACAUGCUUUGCACAGCGGAGAUGGAGUGAGCUUGGUUUAGUUAGAUGUGCUCUCAGGCUUUCAGUUAGUCCCAACCCUCGUUCCUCUCCAGAUCUACCCUCUCUUCCAAAUAUGAUCACUUCUUCCUCCAGAAACUCAGGAGGCAUAGGAAAAAGCAAGUUUAAGGCUUUAAAAUGUCUGUCCACGAUUCAGUGGUUGACGUCACCAUGGCUACAUCCAUCUUCUGUAUACAGUCCAUGUAGAAUAGGGGGAAGUCCCCCAAAUGGUGUUAGCUAUACUGCCCAUUCAAUAACUUCCCUCCUGUUUGCCUCAUAAGUGAAUGAUGGUAUGAAACAUGCAGCAGCUUCACCAGAAGUUUCAAACAGGGUAUUAAAGUCACACCAAAAAUGCAUCCCAAAUACAAUCAUGAGACAUUUCUUGUGGCCAAAAGCUUUUUUUUUUGUCCUCCAUGUUUUGCAAUUCCUCUUGCACAAAGUGUGUUUUUGUCUGUGUAACUUUCUAUGUAGUUUAACAUGAAAGAAUUGUCCAAAGCUUACAUUCUGAUCAUCUCAUUUUAAGUGCAGUUUUCUAAUUGAAGUGAAGCGCACACUGCCUUAACCAUAUACCAGUGAACUAUUGUGACACCUCCUGAUAUGCACUGUUUUUCACAACGGGGGGCAAUGUUAUUCCUUUUUAACAUUUGAGUCAUGUGAAUAAUGUACCAUUUUACAUUCAUUAAAUAUAUAGUCAAUUAUAUUCAGGUGCCAAAGCAGCUUCACAGGGGUCUGUGAUGCCACAGCGAUAACAUGGGUCUACAUUUUUAAAAGGAUUCUCUGCCUAUGUGUUUGUUUUCAACAUUUGCAUUGAAAAUUAUUUUAAAAAUGUAUCCUAGCUCAUGCAAGCUGUAGUGAGAGAAUUUGUACACUCUGAUUUAAAGAUGGUCUUCUUGCUUUUUUAAUCAUUAUGUGCCUGUUCUUUUUUUUUAAUGUAUUGAUUGUAAUAACAUCUGUGGGUGUUUCCACAGUCUUAAACAAAAUAUCCAAAGCUUAAACUGUGCGUAUGUUGUUGUGUAUAGUUGCAUUUUGAAUCCAUCCAUAAUGACAAUCAUUAUUCUAAAAGCUGCCUAUGCAGAACCUUAAAGCUUGCAGAUGUAAAGCGUAUAACUUUUAUGUUCCAUAUCCGCCAUCAUAAUGUAAGCACAACAGGGUAUACAGUGAGAGUUACUGAUAUGCUAAUAUAGCUUGCUUUGAUGAGGAAAGCACUAGUUUAAAAACUGUUUUUGUGAUAUUAUAUUUCACUGAGGGAAUUGGAGUACAUUAAAAGUGCCAAGUGCCAGGUAUGUGAUUGUAAAGAGAAACAUAUAAAGUGGUAAAAACACGUAAAAGUAAAACAUAAGACUGAAUCACAAAGUUGAAUAUUUGAUAUGGACCUAUUUGAUAGAAAAUAAGAUUAUAUUUUGUAAUAUUAGCAAGACUAAUAUUGAUUUUUUAAGGAUUUUUCUCAUUGAGCCAGUAUAGCACAAGUGCAUUUGACAUUUCUUGAAUGUAAUCUAUAUUAAAUAUUUUUUCCCGUUUUGUGUAAAUAUCAGAUACAAAGUGUUCCGAUAAAGUCGGACGAGUCUAAAGUAGAAGCAUUUUGUUGUUUGUCAUGUAUCGUUUAUCUGUCUGUUGUGUAAACUACACAACGUUAUAGUCAUCAUUAUAUCUUUUAUCUGUUGUAUUACAAUGUAAAACCCCUUCAGUAGGGAAUUAUGAUACACUUAUGCUUAAUAGUUAUAUAUUAUAUUUUUGUUUAUGUGUUUGUUGUUAUUAUUUUACAGUCUUUAAAGAAAUCUUUGGGAAGGUUUUAAAACUCUUAUUUUAUUUUCUGUGUUGAUAGUUGUCAUGUACAUGUUUCAUUCAUGAGUCUUUGUGCCUCUUUAAAAGUGUCUAUUCAUGCUAUUUUUGUAUCCCUAAAAGAAGCAAUAAAUAAUAACCAUAUACAA